This is a messenger RNA of Macrobrachium nipponense, 8416 nucleotides long. RefSeq lists its product as uncharacterized. Bases 1048 to 7722 code for a protein of 2224 amino acids. Gene Ontology annotation, cellular component: chromatin. The transcript is spliced from 18 exons. The record is from RefSeq and is a predicted model, not a curated record. Lineage: Eukaryota; Metazoa; Arthropoda; Malacostraca; Decapoda; Palaemonidae. Gene Ontology annotation, biological process: regulation of transcription by RNA polymerase II.
GCGUGAUCCAAACACGACACUCCGAAUAUAAUUCGUCAAAUAUAUUUUCAUUAUUUCUCACCUAGGGCUUCAUUUAUAGAAUCGUCGCUGAAAGCCGACCCAGCCGCCUCCCGGAGACGUUCUUCUACGGGCCGUCAAAUGGCGAUCGCUUCGGAGGGGCUUCCUUCGUCACCUGGACGAUAGGACGGAAGGACGUGGUGACGAGGACAGGCGAAAUAAAGCUUUGCGAAGCGAAUUAGAGGAAUAGGAAGCGAAAAGAGAGAGGGCGAGGAGCGCGGCGGUGCCACGUCGCGGAGUGUUUCGGGUCGAGUGCGCGGGGAGAGGCGGCAACGCCGCCCACGGCAGUGUGUGUGCCCGUCUCCCCUACGAGGAAAGUGGACUUACCCGCUGCUGGUCGUCGACAGAAGAGGCGCCUCGCCAGCGUCGGGUCGUUUUUACGUAGAUCGGUGUCUCUCCUAUCGGCCGAAAUUCAUAUUCUCUCUCCCUCUCGCCGCCGCCGCCUCCGCCGCUUCUGCUGCUUCGCGCCCCUUUUUCGCAGUGCAAGUGACCCCAAGAGUGGAGUUUUCGUAGUAGUGCUGGUGCUGGUGGUGGUGGUGGUGGUUGGUGGUGUUACAGAAGUGGUGGUUGGUGGUGUCGCCGUUUCGGGCAUUCAGUGUUUUGUUGGAGAAAUCAACCUCCUCCUCCUCCUCCCCCUACACCUCCUCCUCCACCUCCCUCCUGUUAUACUACCCUGACACACACAUACAACCACCCCAUACCCCUUCCUGACGUGCUCUUCCUCCUCCCCCCUACCCCUCCUCCUGUACCACACAUACACACACACACCGUCACAUAUAUACACUACAAUAACCCCCCGACCCACCCACCCACCCCCCGACAACACCCCUCUCAACCCGACCCAAUGAAGUCGCCGUCAUCUUCAUCUUCGUCGUCUGCGUCUUCGUCGUCUUCUUCGUCGUCGUCGGAGAAACCGAGAGGCAGGUGGUGUCCCGCGGCCGCCGCUGCCGCCGCCCCUGCUGCUGCUUCCAAAUCCUAAUUAAAAGUCUUAUGGAGAGCGUGAAGCUGGCUGGGAUAGGGGCACAUGCCCCUCAGAUCUUGUAUUCUGGGGGCCGUCAGCCGCCCCCGGGACCACAGGCAGCCCACCCGCCCCCCACGUCAAGGCACGAAGGUUCACCGUAUAAGACACCUAUAUCACCACCCAUGGGUUCGAGGGCUGGUGCUGGCGGUUACCCAGCGUACCCGGCCGCUGGGGAAACUCACGUGGGCGGAGGCGGUGGUAGCCGAUACAUCCAGCAACCCUACAUUUACCCACGGGAACCUCACUACAUCAGACCAGCGUCUGACCGUCCAGUGAUGCUUCCACAUGGGCCAAGAAGACCAACCAUUUUGGGACCGUACGGGCCAUACGCGAGAGGUGGAGGGGCAGAUAUCUUAUGGCCGUAUGCAGCCCAUGGCCGUGCUGAUAUGAUGCCUGUUGUGGCGGGUAACCCGUUAGCUGUAAAUACCACCAUGGACUCCAGUAAAAGGAUAAAGCUCUCCCAACCUAGCAAGCAAGACAGUGCGCGAGUUCCCCUCGUCAUCGAUACCUCGGACAACAACCACAGCAGCCGGGAGUCCACAUACACCCCACAAGUAGAAGCCAUCUCCCCAACGCUGCCGUCCGACCCUAGAGAUGAAUCCCCACUCCGGUCCACCAAAGAUGAUUUGUUAAAACGUAUAGAACAAGUAGACAGAGAAAUUGCGAAGGCGGAAUCGAGCAUAGCUAAGCUUCGGAAAAAGGAAGGCGAACUAGAGCAAGCGGCACAAAAAGGUGACGGACCAACAGCAGUUGAAGAAGACACCAAAGAGCCAAAGCAUCAGAGUAUUGCCCAAAUUAUCUAUGCAGAGAAUAGGAAAAAAGCUGAGGAGUCUCAUAAUAUAUUAGUAAAGUUAAUACCACCGACGGACGUGAAAAGCGUGCUGCCACUUUAUCAUCAACCAACGGAUACUGAGGUGUACAUGACAAACAAGCGACAGUAUGCAGGUUUCAAGAGAAGGUUGAUGGAGAACUUCAAGAGACGUCUGGCCAGCAAGAAUGAGAGAGACAACAAUCUGACCCAAACUUAUUCUAAGCUGAUGACUGAAUGGUUAAAAAAAGUAGAAAAGGUUGAGAACUCCAAAAAGCACAAGGAGAAGGUAGCCAAAAAUAGAGAGCUAUUUGAGAAGGUUUUCCCGGAGCUAAGAAAGCAACGAGAAGAGAAAGAGAGAUUCUCUAGGGUUGGUGCAAGAGUUAAAAGUGAUGCUGAAAUGGAUGAAAUUUUAGAUGGCUUGCAGGAGCAAGAGAAUGAAGAUAAGAAAAUGCGGGCGUAUGCCGUCAUCCCUCCCAUCCUCUUGGAAGAGAGGAAAAGGAAACAUCGUUAUACAAAUAGAAAUGGUGUGAUAGAGGACCCGAUUACGGAAUAUAAAGAUCACAAAAAUAUUAAUAUAUGGACCGAACAAGAAAAAGAAAUAUUUCGGGAGAAGUAUUUGCUUAAUCCCAAAAAUUUUGUUGUGAUAGGUAGUUAUUUAGAACGCAAAUCUGUCAGUGACUGUAUACAGUUUUAUUACUCUACAAAAAAGAAAGAAAACUAUAAGAUGUUAGUGAAAAGACGUAUCAGGCGAAGACAAAAGCCUAAUAAUCAACCAGUGGUGGAAGUGUUUGGUGAAAACUCAACCCGCGUUCUCACGAGAGGCAAUCUAGCGGCAAUAAAGAGCCAGCAACCCCCAGCAACCACGAGGCCUGGCAGUGCAUCUGGUAUUGUUGAUAGUAAUAGCAUUGGUCCCUCGGCCAGCACACCUGCAACUUCACCAGGUCCUAACAUGGGACUGGAUCUCGCUACGUCUGGGGGACCUGCUACCAGUGAAUCAAGUACGACAAGCAACACUUGUAACCAAGAAGUUCGAGAAAAGGACAAGGAAAAUCUUUCUGCCAGCGAGAACAACAAAGCUGUGGAGAAGCCCAGCAGAAGAGAGCGUAUACGUAAUAAAGACGAUGACAAGACCAAAGAUGCACAAGAUUCCAGCGAUGAAGAUAAUGCUGCAGAGCAUGGAAAGGGUGGCCCUCACGAAUGCUUGGUGUGCGGCACCCAGUUGGAACAUUUCGGUCAAUCCCGUCCUGUGGGUCCUGGGCAAGCAGCCCAGUAUGGCCUGUCAGAAUCCCAUCUCCCUGCCAAUCCUCGCGUUUGCACAAACUGCAGAUGUCGACACUUAAGAAGGAGGGCACAGUGCCCUAUACCAACUUGUCCAUCUCACAAGUGGAGAGGGAAGCGUUUGCGUCCCUUACCCUCUAGAUGGGCUGACUUGCCGGCUGAAAUCAAGGAUCCCAUCAUCAGGGAGUUCCAAAUUCCUCCUGAUGUAACUAAAUGCUGUUCAGCUUGUCACAAUCGAAUCAUGCGCAAGCUGGGACCAGAGGCAGAGGAACCUGUAGAUCCUUCUAGGUGGUCAGAAGAAGAUGUGGAUGCAUUAAGAUCAGCCCUGAGAGAGGUUGGAUGCCACUGGUCAAGAGUUGCGGAACGACUUCCCAACAAAACUGAAGGACAGUGCAAAAGUUUUUACUUCAACUUUAAGAAGAAAUACAAGUAUGAUGAAAUUGUGGCAGAGUAUCGGAAAUCUAGAGGCAAGGGAGAUGGUCCUCCCACUGUGACUGACGAAGAAGAGAGUGGGUCAUCAACGUCAAGCUGUGAUGAAGGCGGAACCGUACCUCCGCCACCUGCAACCCAAGACUCUGCCUCUGACACAACAUCUGCACCAUCUCCUGGUCCAGCAAUACAUCAUAAUAAUAUUGAUGAAAAGAGGGAGGCUGAGAAUACUGAGGGUGGUAUGAAGGAACCAUUACCCCGCCACCCACCACCCCCUGCUAGUGUAAAAGAAGAUUAUGACAGUUCAGCAACUGCAAGUGCUGAUGAAGGUCAGAGUUGUGUUGGCCGGGAUUCUCCACCUGAGGUGCAGCACUUGCCUAACCCAAACGAGAGACCGCCUCAACCAAUCCCAAGUACCAUUGGAGGAAAGACCCCUCCGCCUCCUGUGUCUCGGCCAAGUUCCAAAGGGACAGAGAAUCCUUGUGCAGGGUCAGCUAAUGUUAGAGAUUUAAUUUUUGAUACAAUAGAAAGAACACUUGAGAAAACAGAUGAGAAACCUCAGAAUAAGGGGAUGCCAACUAUCAGUAAUAUUCUGAGGUCAUCUUAUGUACAACGGCCUGCACCUGUGCCACCUCCCCCACCCCCUGUAGGGCAAGAGUUCCAUCGCAACCAAAUGCCAAGAUUUAAUGAUCCUAGAGACGGGCUUCCUCAUAAUGAUAAUAAUCCCUUUGAUUCACAAGACGGUCAGUGUGAAGGUCUCGACCUGACUGUUCGUAAGCGUGAUAGAUCUCCUCCUCAACCACCAGCUCAUCAGUCUCUCCCAGUUCACCAUCAGCCAGCUCAACCUCCUCAGCAGUCUCAUCCACCUUCUCGACCGACAUCCUCGCCUCGUGAAAUCCCAACGGUCCGAGGAGGAGCAGAAGUGACAAUCACGAGUAAAGAACCUCCCCAACCUCCACCUCGUGCACAUGCUAACACUAGCUAUAGUAAACCACCUCAUGAACCCUGGGGUUUCCCAGAUCCACGAAAUAAAUCUCCUGCCUUCAUACCAGAUUCCAGAGCUUUAUCUCAUCAUCAGCCUCCUACUUUGACGAGUGUGUCUGGUGGUCCUUCACCUCUUGCAUACACACAUGUUAGGCCACCACACACUCACUCCUCCAAAAUGAAAAUGGCUCCCCCUCCACCUCUAACCAGUGUACGCAGUCAGCAUCCUCCACCACAGCCAGUAAACACGUCUAUAUCUACACCACCACGAAUUCCUAUGAAGAUCGAUAAGCAGGUCCCUCCUACUCAUGUAGGGUCCAUAACUCAUGGUACUCCUGUCAAUCCACCAGGAUCCAUUGUGUCGGUGCCUCUGUCGCAGGCGGGACGUUUUGAUAUGAUGCCCAAACCAGGUAUAGGAAAAGAAGGUGGCUCCAUUACUCAAGGCACUCCUAUGCAUCCUGAUCAGAAACGCUCUGUAGCUGUGACAAGUAUAUAUAAAGAUGGUUGUCCACCAUUUGAAGCACGGGCUGGAAGUGGAGUCGAGAUCAUUCCAAGACCAGCGUUGCCAUCACAGUAUGAACGUGAACAUAUUUACAGAGGACCUCGGCCACCUAUAUCCUCUGCACCGUCUUCUACGCCUUAUUAUUCAAGUUAUGCAUAUACUCGCCCUGCAUACCCAGAGCCCCAGAUUAGUUCUCGUCAAAUCAUUGCCCAUGAUUAUCAGAUGUCUCAGCAGAUGAUUAAUAGAAGAGGAGUUGAAAAAGAAUCCAGAGUAUCUCCCAGAGCAAGAGACCACAGUCCACAACAAGAUCCGCGUGACCAUCGUACAACAGUUGGUACAACAGUAGGUCGAAUUAUAGACAAUUCUACAAGAAGUAUUGAUCCAAGAGGAUUGGACAUAAGACAGAUAGAAUUGUCACGUAUAGAUAGUAGGACUGUUGAUCCUAGAUUGGAUCACAGAGGUGGUUUAGAUCCACGCGUAGUUGAACGUAUAAAUCCGUCAACAGAUCCAAGAUUUUAUGGAGCAAGUGGGCCCCAUGGUUCCUAUCAACCUCCAUCACAAUCAUCAGCUUAUUCACAGGAGAGAGUAUCGAGGCCGCCAUCAUCUCCAGCCUCAGGACGUGAUCCUACUCCUACUUCUCCAAAUAGUGACAUGGCACAAUCGCCGAAUGAUUUUAGAUCUCCAGGAGUGUCUACUCCAACGCCACCUAGAGUAGGAGUCAUUCAGCGUCAUCCCACGAGCAAGCCACCCUCACAUUUAGCACCUCCAACAAGUGCUUCGCCACGUACAGAUGACAGAUAUUCACCAAGACACUCUCGCGGAGGUUCUGAUACUUUCAAUGAAUUUGUCAACAUAGCUGUUGCUCAGCCAGGUUAUCCCUCUGCACCUCAUGAAAGUAGAAGAGAAGGCAGGCCUAAGGUACCUCAUGAUACACCUCAGCCAGAAGGAUUAGAAAAGCAGUUGACCGAUUCUAUGAGAAUUAGGACUGCAGCUAUGGAUGGUAGGUUACCACAUCCUGAUGAUCGUCGGUACUAUGAUCCCAGAAAAAAACUACCCGAUGUCGAUAAUGAUGCUCCACAAGGUGGUUUUGUUACUUGUUAUGUGAGAGACCGAAAACCUUCUCCAUCUCCAACAGGUAAUAGUAAUAAUCGAAAUUCAAGUGAAACCCUUACAGCAGCCAAUUUAAUUGAUGCUAUUAUAACUCACACAAUAAAUCAUACUAGUGCAGAUAGUGGUGGGGGACCAAAUGAUCAGCGUCCUUCCAGAAGACACGGCGAAACAGGAUCACACAUGGAAAUUGAUAAACGUGUUAGAUCUCCAGCCACUGCCCCAGUGAAAGAAAAAGAAGUAGUCAUGGUUGAUGAUAGUCCAGAUACCAGACCACCUCCUAAUCCUUUAAAUCAUAAAGAUGGGGUAGGUUCCUCUCUCCAUUCAGCUCCCCAUCAUCAAGGUUCUCAGCCAAAGUCAAUGCAUGCUCACAUGGAUCAAAUCAUACAUAGAGAGUAUGCCUUGGGUGAUGGACGGAAGAUGGAAGCACCACCUCACAUGCCUUAUGCACGAACAUUGCCGUCAUCGUCGUCGUCCUUAGAAAUUUUGAGGACUGAUGGCCGACCAUAUGUUAGUUCUGGAGGGCCGCCAGCUGUAACUGUGUCACAGGUUGGAAACUAUGAGCCUUGGAAAAGGGGAGCUGAAAAAGAUGGAAAAGAUAGAAUAGAUUCACAUUCCCCUCACCGCCCACCACCAUCUUCACAAUCUGGAGGUCAUCAUAUUCCUGCUCAACAUUUAGCACCAGAUGAAAGACAGAUCGUAAGAAUAAAGCAACCGUCACCCGUGUCGCCAAGACCUGACCAUAAGAGGAGAACGCCGCCCUCUGCACAAGCAACAAGCUUUCCUGUGGAGACAAAUUCUCCGCCAUCUUCGUCUGCACCACCAUUAUCUGCCGAUCCAAAUCAUACAGAUUCUAAUAAUCAGUGGAGUCAGUACCCAAAAAGACCAUAUCAGCAGAAGGAGGUAUUUGAUUAUGUGAAAAAUAAAAUUGCUGAAGUAAUGAGAACUGAAAUUCAGGAGGGAGACAAGCGUUCAGUUGACGACAGUAGACACACACAACCUGGUUUGCAAGUUUCUCAGUUACAGCAUCAGCAGCAACUACCUCCUCAGCACUCUGUAUCUCAGCAAAAUGCACACUAUGAUAUGGAAGAUCCUUUAAAAAAAAGAGCAAGGUUAGAAAUUAGUGAUCGUCCUCCAUCCCGUCCACGGUCCACUGGAGGGGACAUGAUAAAGGAAAGACGGGAAGAUGCACCCACACGAGAUGACGUUGCGGAUUCCCCUCAGUCAGGUGAAAUGGUCAUAGACGAGUCGCCUCGUGACUCCCACCCUCCAACGUCAAAAUCAGGGGACAUGGGAGGGGGGAAAAUGAGUUCAAAGGGGGAACCUAGUGACCGGUCGGGUUAUCCCCCAGUAAGUGCUAGUAGCCCAUAUUCUUACAGUUACCCUGGGUUUCGUGGACAUGGGGGUCCAGGUUUAGGGGGCCCUGGGGUUCCUCCCUCUACCACUUCAUCUACUACUAGUAGUAAUUCCAGUGGUGGACGUCCACUCCAGGGAUAUGAACCUCAUGUGGAACCUGUAAGUGAUGAAGACUGAACCCCAGAUUGGACUACUGCCGUGAUAAGUGUUAUCUGUGAUCUGUUUUGUGGACUAGUGUUGUCGCGCCGCACUCUGGUGUACAAAGCUACCCCCAUAUGUAUGUGUAUAUAUGAGUAUGUAGGUGGUUUGUGUCAAUACUCAGGCUCUGGGUGUGAGGCUGCCUCCUUCCUAGAGGCCAGUGUUAGUAUUCUGCUGCCCACGUCUAUCUCACUGUUACCCAGACAUGCUGCCACACUCUUACCGCUCUUGUCAUCCACUCUUGUCAGGUAUUUAUCAGCCAUAUUGUGGUCACCUUCUUGUCAUCUUCACUACUAUUUGCUGUUCAUUAAAUCUUUCUCUUUGUAGCAAACAUCGCAGCCUUUCCUCGCACCCCCAUUAGCCACAGAAGUGCAGCAUCUGUGGAUAGUGGUAACAGCAGUGCCCACACAGACCAUCAUCAAGAACAAAGCUAAGGUAGGGACAGCACCCACCCGCUGCUAUAUUAAGAAAGUUCAUUCCAAAAGCCCCCGCUGGCUGGCCUGGCUGGGCGGUGGCGUGGGGUAGUCCGCAUUGUACAGAGACCUUCCACUUGUUGAGGGCAGCGGUGGGAUGGAUGAGUCACGUGACUGUCUCCUACUCACUGCUGCCCAACUCUCACAUCAUUAAAUGUCAGAAAAAAUGUUAUUUUUGUUGAUUAAAGAUGCUCAAAACU